AUGCUCGCGCGCGCGCCCUCGUCGCUCCCUCGCGCGCGCGUUCGCGCGCGCGCGCGCGUCGUCGAUCCACCGACGCUCCCGUUCACCGCGAUUUGUGAUCACGCCGCGGUGAAAACGGCGCUGCUGCUCGGAUGCAUCGAUGACUCGCUCUCCAUCAUUUGCACUGGGCGAAGAGGCAGUGGGAAAUCAAUCUUGUGCAAAAGCGUUCGAGAUCUCAUGCGAAGCGACGCGCCGUUCGUUUCCAUCCCGUUGGGAGUGACUGAGGAUCGAGUGAUCGGGACGGUGGACGUCGAGCGGAGCGUGCGAAGCGGGGCGACGGUUUUACAACGCGGAUUACUCGCGAACGCGCACGGCGGCGCGCUGUACGUCGAUGAGAUUAAUUUGCUCGACGACGCGUUGUUGGCGAUGAUACAGUCAAAUAUCGCGGCUGGUAUCGUUCGUACCGAACGUGAAGGGCUCAGCGUGACGGCGCCGUGCCAGUGCUUGGCUCUCGCGAGCUUCAAUCCCGAGGAGGCUGAGUUGCGAGCGCACGUCGUCGAUCGGUUCGCGAUGAUAUGCUCUACGGACGAUUCAGCGAUGGAUAUGAAAACUCGAAUCGAGGCGUUGGACGUCGCGAUGCUUUGGCAAGACGAUUGGCGGUGUGUCGUGCGCGAGCACGAGCACGAGCAGAGCGAACUCCGGGCGCAUUUGGAGAUCAGUCGCGCUUUAUUACACGAGGUGACGCUUCCCGAGAAUCAGGUGUGUCGCAUGGUGAAGAUCGCAGUCGAAGCAGGCGUUCAAGGACACAGAGGCGAUAUUUUCGCGGCAAAAGUCGCGAGAGCGUCCGCCGCCCUCCGACAUUCGCUCAUCGUGAACGACGGGGACGUGAACGUCGCAGUGUCGCUCGUGAUUUUACCGAGAGCGACGAGGGAUCCACCCGAGGACGCGCUGACGCCGCCGCCGCCGCAGGGAGCUCGACAAGCCCCUGCGGAUCGAGGAGAAGACGAGGAGAAGGAUGAGGCCGAAGACGACACGGAUGAUGUAGACGUGGGAAACUCCGAGCUGGAGCCUCAAGUGCAGGAACCCGAUGAAAGCAAGCUCGACGUUUCGUCUCUCAUCGACAGUUUCGAGAGGGCCAUGCAUCGAAGUUUUGCCGAGAAGAAGACGCGAGGCACCGUGAGCGGACGGACGAAAGGUGAGAACGUUUUCAACAUCACGAGAGGACGCUACGUGAAACCGAUGUUCCCAAAAUCGGGUCAGAUACGUGGAAAGAUUGCGAUCGACGCGACGCUCCGAGCGGCGGCGCCGUACCAAAUCUUCCGCCGCGAGCGCCGAGCCGAGCACGACUCGCGACGAAUCUUCAUCACGAAGGACGACGUACGACUGAAAAAGCUUUCGCGAAAGAGCGCAUCAUUGACCGUGUUCGUCGUCGACGCGAGUGGUUCGAUGGCGAUGAAUAGGAUGGCGGUCGCUAAAGCGGCGGUUUUUAGGUUGUUGGCGCUGUCUUACACGAAGCGAGACCUCGUCGCGUUGGUCCAAAUGUCUGGUGACGCGGCCUUCGUCGCGCUUCCACCGACGCGCUCGACGAUCUUCGUCACGAGACGACUCGCCGUGAUGCCGUGCGGUGGCGGCACCCCACUCGCGCACGGUCUCACCGUCGCCGCGCGAGUCGCCGUGAACUCUCGCCGGCGCGGAAAAUCCACGGUGGGUUCGGUGCGUCAAGUCUUACUCACCGACGGCCGCCCCACGCGCUCUCUCACGUGGUCGCAAGGAAACUCAGCAUCGCGUCAACGCGAGCUCGGACCCGGGGCACCGACGCGUCAGAAUUUGCGCGACGAAUGCCUCGAAGUCGCCCGCGCCGUUCGCCGACUCGGCGUGAAAUCGCUCGUCGUCGACACCGACUCCGACUUCAUCGGCGACCGCUUCUGCGCCUCCCUCGCCGACGCCCUCGGCGGGACCUACCACGCCAUCCCCAAGCUCGACGCCGUCGCCCUCGAAUCUCUCAUCUGA
Ostreococcus tauri is the source of this 1989-nucleotide messenger RNA. RefSeq names its product von Willebrand factor, type A. The record is from RefSeq and is a predicted model, not a curated record. Gene Ontology annotation, molecular function: transcription factor binding; ATP binding; magnesium chelatase activity. Lineage: Eukaryota; Viridiplantae; Chlorophyta; Mamiellophyceae; Mamiellales; Bathycoccaceae. The transcript has a single exon. The coding region runs from base 1 to 1989 and encodes 662 amino acids. Gene Ontology annotation, biological process: regulation of DNA-templated transcription; chlorophyll biosynthetic process.